This is a messenger RNA of Scatophagus argus, 2469 nucleotides long. RefSeq names its product protein FAM53C-like. The coding region runs from base 377 to 1597 and encodes 406 amino acids. The record is from RefSeq and is a predicted model, not a curated record. Lineage: Eukaryota; Metazoa; Chordata; Actinopteri; Scatophagidae. Gene Ontology annotation, cellular component: nucleus. The transcript has 5 exons. Gene Ontology annotation, biological process: protein import into nucleus.
GAAUGUAGGUAAUACAUCAGCACGGUUGUAGCAUGCUAGCUUGCAAACAGGCUGCGUAGCCCAGCUAACACUACAACGUAUUUAGAUAGUAUCAUCCCGGCUGUUACAUUUAUUACCGCCUUUAUUCAUAUUAUAGCCUAACAAACAGUGGCUGCAUCUGGGUACAGUGACAAGCUAUUAACCGGUAGAAAGCAGACCGACUAUGGCCUGAAGAUGAUGAUGAUGGCAAAGUGAGAAAACUGGUCAGGCUGGCAGGUUGAGGUGUGGAGGGGACACCACAAUCCAUGCCAGAAUUCUGACUGAUACAAUUUCCACUGCCCUCAGUAGCUCUCCUCCUCCUCAUCUCCAUGUCUAUUCUUGGAUUGUAGCGACAAUUAUGGUGACGCUUAUCACAGAGCAGCUCCGUAAGCAGAGUUUGGAGGAGCCUUAUUGCAAGGCUUUCUCAUUCAAUGUGAAUGUGGCAGUGGGCUCCAGUCCCACUGUCUCGUGGAGUGCUUGUCGAUCAACAGAAGAGUCCAGCUCAGCUACACAUAGGUCAUCCAGAGCCAACCUUCUGGAUAAUACCUGUGGACCAGACACCCUAUGGCAUCCUUCUCAUUCUGGAGAAUCUAUCCGGAGAUCAGAGGUUUCCUUCACAGACAAGACUUACCAAAGUUCACCCCCACCACCACCUUCAAAACGCCACUGCCGGUCCCUCUCUGUGCCAGAGGACCUGUCUCUGUGCCGCUCCAACUGGCAUCCCAGUGCAUCCAAGGUUUGGACCCCAGUCAAACGUGGCUGUCAAAGUGGAGGAGCAUCUAGUUCAGGCUCUGGAGCCAGCUCUUUGCCACUUUGUGGUCCCACUUCCUCCUUCACCUCGUCAUCCCUACACUCCUCUUCUAGCCCUACCUUCUUUAGCUUAGCACUGUCCUCUGACUCUCCACUACCAUGGAGCUUCCCAUGGGACCCCUGUGACAAACCGAAAGGAGCAUAUUCUGCCUCCUUCGCCACUCCUUCCUCCUGUUCCUCUUCACCGUCCCCCCUGGUCUCUCACUCAGUGCUGCAACGCCGUUUCUCCCUCUCUCCCGUGCACAUUCAGGACACCUCUGUGGUGCCUCUGGCCCCCCAGCCCUCCCCUGCUUCUGCUCUCACAUAUGGCUGUUCUAGUGGCAUGGAACACCCAGCCCUGUCUCCAUCUCCCACUUCAGCCUGCAGUACACCUUCCUCCUCCAGGCGUGACCUGCACCUGGCACUGCCGCGAUGCCACUCACAGCCCUGUGACAUGCGCAAACCUCGCUUGAAGAGGCGCCAUGACCCAGAUGUUCUGCCCUGCCCCAGGCCAGGCCUUGACUUCAGCAAGAUGACACAGAUUGGUAAUCAUGAGAACCUAAUGUGUGGUACGGGUGGCUGCAUAGUCCAAGUGUCUUCCCAGGCAGAGCAGUGCUCAGCCUGCUCCCCUGCUGAGUUUGUGGAACGAGCCAGCAUUGGGCCAUUAAGUGAAAGUGAAGAAGAGGAUGAAGAAGAUGAAAGAAAAAGGACUGCAAAAGAUGGAGGACAAAAGAUUGUUUUUGAAAGAGACUGCACAGAACUGGACUUGAAUCUUAUAGAAGAGAACUGACCACUCCUUGGUUCUCCCAGUAUGAUGGCCGCAUUCAUAUCCAUGUUAAGCACACCUGUAGGCUUUGUGCACUCUUCUGGCACAGUCCUCAGGAACCUGCCGCCCUCCUGAGGCAUCUGGCCAGAGUUCAUGAUCAAGAACCAAGCUAUUAAAAAAGCUAAUAUCAAAUCACAAUGUUAUAGAGUAGUGUGCAUGAGCAAAUAAACCAAUUUUUCAUGCACUAAGAAUUUUGGCAAAUAUUUCAUAUUGAUGCAAGUCUUAAUUUGUGUUAACCAUUGGUACACAUUUUUACAUCCUUGCAUUUCCUCAUCAGAGAACGCUGUGUACAUGAGGAAGUAAAAUGUGCUUAACAUAUCUUGUUAAAUGAUUAAAAGCUAAUAGUUUAAUGAGAUAGAGGUAAGGAUUCUUCAGUGUUCCAUCAGAUGUACUUUUAUAUUUCAUUCUCUUAAUCUGGGAAUAAUUUUUUGAAGAUGUUGAAGGCAGACAAAGUGUUGAGAUCAAAGUCUAGAUCAAAGUAUUAUUUGAGUAGCCCAAACAACAUUAUACUGAUUUGUACUUAAAUGCUUUCCAGUAGGUUUAACAGGAUACAUUCCAGGAUUUCAUUAGUUCCUUAAACAUCUCAUGGACUGUCAAAUAUGCUAAGGACACAUCAUCUUUUACUGCUGUUCUGUGGUUAAACAGCAGUAAACACAAACAAUGGCAGUGUGUCCUUUGGGAAUAACUGUACAUCAUCAAAGAGAACCUUUUCUUGUAGUUUUUUUUUUUUUUCCCUCAAUUGCUUGAGCAUCAACACACCUUGUCAACAUUAAUACUGAUGAUGCUGUAAACUGACCAUGCCUUAAGCUUAAAAUACAGAAUUUGUGAUGCUCUGG